GCGAGAGAGAUCCUAAAUAGAUUCAGGCACCAACAUUACCUACCUGCUCGAGCGAAAUACGGGGAGGACGCUCAAAUACGCGCGCGUCCACGCGCACUCGCUGAGUAGCAAGACAAUAUAAGGCAGAAAUAAAAAGCACAAUUGGAAUUGGAGUUUUCAACACGAAGGCUAUUCCUUAAAAAUUCAAAUAGAAGAAUACAGCUUGACUGAAAAAAGCAACAGCCAUGCAUCUGAACAGAGAAGAAGGGAACAGCAAAGGGUCUCUAUCUAUCAGUGUGUUCCUAGUAUCUCUGGGGCUGACAGUGUGUGCCGUGUGGCUAGUAGCUCUGUGUGGAGUCUGCACCUGGUGUCAACGCAAACUGGGGAAGAGGAACAAGCCUGGUGUGGAAGCAGCGAGCACCCCAGAUUCAGUUCAGAUUCGUGGCCGAGGGGAAAACAAAGCCAUCAAUGAUCUAGACAGGGACUUUUGGAAUAACAAUGACAGCAGCAACGUGCAGCAGAGAUGGAGCUCCUAUCCGCCCAAGGAGUUCCUCUUAAACAUGUCCCCCUAUGCCCCGUAUGGAGACCCUCGCCUCACGCCCAAUUUUGGGGACCCCUCCCUCUCAGCCGCCUCUACUCUGGAGCACAUUCCAUCCUCAGCAGCAGCCCGUCCUCGUCCCCUGGUGCGACAGCAGAGUCUCCAGCAGCCUCUCAGCCACCAGCCCCCUCCGGGCCCCAAUGACCCCCCAGCCACCUCCCAGAGCCUGGGCCAGCUGCACACAGGGCCCGGGGGCGGGGGGCACCGGGGAGGCCCGCGGGGGGUGCGGGGGAGUCCGGCUGGGACAGGUGCUUCCCGGUACAGAGGAGCAGGAGGAGGACGCUCCAGGUCCAACCCAGGCAGCUGGGACCACAUGAUGGGACAGAUCCGCAACAGAGGACUGGAUGUCAAGUCUUUCCUCGAGGGGAAGAUGGUUGUUCUGUCUCUAGCCAUCGGGCUGGCUGAACAAGAUGACUUCGCCAACCUCCCAGAUCUACAGGAAGCACCAGCGUGCCAAGAAAACUCAACUCCACCGGACAAAUCAAGCAGGAGCCUGGGUAAACCUGGGAGCCAGACCCCAGAUGAGGCAGGCCGCCUCGGGAACUCCUCUGUCACAGACCUGACCAACUCUGUCACCACCAGCGACAUUCACAUGCUCUCUCCAGGCUCAGAAGAGGACACAGAAGGGCCUGUGGUUGAGAAGCUGGGCCGGAUUCAGUUCAGUGUGGGCUACAGCUUCCAGGACUCCACCCUGACCGUCAAGAUCCUCACGGGCCAGGAGCUCCCCGCCAAGGACUUCUCUGGCACCUCAGACCCCUUCGUCAAACUCUACCUGCUGCCUGACAAGAAGCACAAGCUGGAGACCAAGGUCAAGAGGAAGAACCUCAACCCUCGCUGGAACGAGACCUUCCUGUUUGAAGGGUUCCCCUAUGAGAAGGUGAUCCAGAGGACCCUCUAUAUGCAGGUGCUGGAUUACGAUCGUUUCAGCAGGAACGACCCCAUCGGGGAGGUGUCCAUUCCCCUUAACAAGGUGGACCUGGGCAACCAGCAGACCUACUGGAAGGAGCUGAAGCCCUGCAGCGAUGGCAGCGGGAGUCGAGGAGACCUGCUGGUGUCACUGUGCUACAACCCUCAAGCCAACACCAUCACUGUGACCAUCAUCAAAGCCCGCAACCUCAAAGCCAUGGACAUUGGAGGCACCUCCGAUCCCUAUGUGAAGCUGUGGCUGAUGCACAAGGACAAGCGUGUGGAGAAGAAGAAGACGGUGACAAUGAAGUGCUGUCUGAACCCCGUGUUCAACGAGUCCUUCCCCUUCGACGUCCCCGCCCACGUGCUCCGAGAGACCACCAUCAUCAUCACCGUCAUGGACAAGGACAAGCUCAGUCGCAACGACGUCAUCGGCAAGAUCUAUCUCUCAUGGAAGAGUGGUCCGGCGGAGGUGAAGCACUGGAAGGACAUGAUGGGUAAACCUCGUAAUGCCGUGCAGCAGUGGCAUGCCCUCAAGGCCUGAUACUGUAGGUCCAGUCACAUCCACCCAGACCACCCCAGCCCCGUUGCCCUGCCCUCCCACCCUAUCGUUAUGCACAAGGCUGACUCGCUGCAGAACAUGGGUACAAAUAGCCAUCCUACGCAUCCAGCCUCUCCUCCUGCCUGUCCUCUGUCAGAUCCCUAAUGAACUUCUCCUUCCUCUACUCCCCUCUGUUUAGCCGGGUGCUUUCUGAGUCUUGUUGCUUUUAAGUCAUACCUUCCUCUCAACAAUUGUUUUUUCUCCUUGGUCCACCUUUACUCUGUUUUACUUUGGAGCGGUACACUCUGCCAGCCCUCGGGCCUCAGCCACCAACAUAAACAGGUUCAAAUAGACCAUAUAAGAACCCUGCGUAAGGAGCUGGUGAAGGGCCUGUCUUUCAGGAAACAUUAUAUCUGUGACUGUGUGACAGACUGACCGACAAGGAAUCCAGUUCCACCAUUAAUCCUGUGUCUCUCUAUCAUUCUCCUGUGGCAGUGAGGGGAGGCUUCUUCUCUCCCUAAUCACUGCUCUCUCUGUCGUCAGAAGCGAUCUGGUUGGCUGUUCAUUUUUUUUUGUUGCUUCCCACGUUGACCCUUUGGUCCGUUCCCUUCUGCAAACACACAGAGAAUAUAACAGGAAGGAUUGAUAGAGAGAGAGAGGCAAACCAAUGGAAUAGAAGAGGGCUGGACUGUGUGGAUGAUAAUGGAAUUAGACGUGACACUGUCACUCCACCCCGUUCAUCAUCUCUGAUCUCUUUCUCUCCCACCACUGUAGUGAUUCUUCCCCGCCUGGACCCCCUUGUUGUCUGUGCGUGCUGUGGGUGAUGUGCUGUAACUCCAAAUGAAGUUCUAGAUGAAAAAAGGGGGAAAUGACUGAUCAUUUACACUGGUCCAUGGGGGAAAUGUAAAAAGACGUUCCUAUUUUCUGGAGAGAAAAAAAAAGAAUAAUGACAGAAAAAGAGUAAAGUCAUCAAUGUUGUGUUUUGUUUUUAAAAAGCCUAAAGAGACCAAUCAAAAUGUUCUUCCAGAGACAGUAAAUAGAAGCAAAAAGACAGCUAUUAUUCUGUCGUAUUCUCUCUGUGUGUGUGUGUGCGUGCGUGCGUGCGUGUGUGUCAGCGAAAGUUAGAGUGUGAAUGCGAGUGCAAGUGUGUGAAAUAUUGGGCUUGCACUGCUAUCAAAUGAAUAACGACAAUAUUACUGAUAAUAAUGAUGACAAUAAUAAUCAUCAGUAUUCUACUGGAUAUGUUUGAAGACUUGGAGAGGUCACAGCAGCUAAGCAGUGACAGAGAGAGAGGGGUACAGUCUGUCAGGUAGUGUCUGCUACCUGGUGUGGAACAGUAAGCAGAGGAGGAACUUGACAUGAACCACCAGUCUUCAUCUGAGCUGCUUUCUCUCAAUUGCAUCAUCCACUGCAGAUAACCAUAAAUAAAUUCCCCUCUCCCAACCGAGUCAGUUUUGUUUCUAAUGGAGCACUAAGCCAAUUGAUCUUGUCCCCAUCAAGGUUGGUACCGUUACCUGUUUGUCUCUCUCAGUAAUUUUGUGUAAUUCUGUCUGUCUGUUGGAACGUGUGUCUGUCAGUUGGUCUGUAAGACAUUUAGUCAACAUCUUAUUCAUUAGUGUGCAUGUUACAGAACACAUUGUUAUAAGAAUAUUAGUAGAUAAAUGUUUAGGGUCUUAGUGGAAGGCUGUUUCAUUACAGACCAACCUCCCUCUGCUCUGUCCUGCUCCUGAUGUUAGAUAGUUGGGUGUUAGUGGGUCUUCAGGACCAGGGCUGUUUCAUUACAGACCAACCCCCCUCUGCUCUGUCCUGCUCCUGAUGUUAGAUAGUUGGGUGUUAGUGGGUCUUCAGGACCAGGGCUGUUUCAUUACAGACCAACCCCCCUCUGCUCUGUCCUGCUCCUGAUGUUAGAUAGUUGGGUGUUAGUGGGUCUUCAGGACCACUGCUGUUAAGGACCAAACCCCCUCUGUUCUGUCCUGCUUCAGGACCAGGCUGUUCCAUUACUGGCCAGACCCCCUCUGCUCUGUGCUGCUCCUGAUGUCAUCCUGGUGUGACCUGUUCCAAGAUUAAGUUUCUCUCUCAUCACACAAUGGGCUGAAUGAUAGCUACACGAGUAAUAAUAUCAACUAAACCUAUUUUCUGUUUUACAUUUGACUGUUUA
This is a messenger RNA of Oncorhynchus gorbuscha (pink salmon), 4182 nucleotides long. Its product is annotated as synaptotagmin-7-like. Bases 225 to 2027 code for a protein of 600 amino acids. The transcript has 12 exons. Gene Ontology annotation, biological process: vesicle fusion; regulation of dopamine secretion; regulation of calcium ion-dependent exocytosis. NCBI's taxonomy places the organism in Eukaryota, Metazoa, Chordata, Actinopteri, Salmoniformes, Salmonidae. Gene Ontology annotation, cellular component: synapse; membrane; synaptic vesicle. The record is from RefSeq and is a predicted model, not a curated record. Gene Ontology annotation, molecular function: SNARE binding; calcium ion binding; clathrin binding.